Messenger RNA from Tinamus guttatus (white-throated tinamou), 656 nucleotides. NCBI's taxonomy places the organism in Eukaryota, Metazoa, Chordata, Aves, Tinamiformes, Tinamidae. The record is from RefSeq and is a predicted model, not a curated record.
AAAAAGAGGAUUUAAGAAGCAUCUUUGCCCCUUUUGUUGAAUGAGAAGGACAGAGGAGGAGCAGCAAGAUGAGCACUAGCACAGUUCCCUAUCAGCAAAACCCGUACAGCCCUGGGAGCGGCUCCACCGUCAUCCAGUGCUACCGCUGCGGAGACACGUGCAAGGGGGAGGUGGUUCGUGUCCAGAGCAACCACUUCCACAUCAGGUGCUUCACCUGCCAAGUGUGCGGCUGCGACCUGGCCCAGUCGGGCUUCUUCUUCAAGAACCAGGAGUACAUCUGCACCCACGACUACCAGCAGCUCUACGGCACCCGCUGUGACAGCUGUGGGGACUUCAUCACCGGGGAGGUCAUCUCCGCCCUGGGAAGGACCUACCACCCCAAGUGCUUCGUGUGCAGCACAUGCAGGAAGCCCUUCCCCAUCGGAGACAAAGUCACCUUCAGCGGGAAGGACUGUGUCUGCCAAAACUGCUCCCAUUCGCUGAUCAGCACCAAGCCCAUCAAGAUCCACGGGCCCAGCCGUAAGUUGACCGCUCUCAUACAGCGCGGGAGGAAUGAGACGGUGAGGGAGUCCUGGAGAAACCUCAUCCGGCCCUCAGGGCCUGAAAACCUGCAGUACCAAAGGCCAGAGAGAGAAAAGGGACAAGGAGGAGUCAAG